Messenger RNA from Thermothielavioides terrestris NRRL 8126, 2256 nucleotides. RefSeq lists its product as uncharacterized. The transcript has 6 exons. NCBI's taxonomy places the organism in Eukaryota, Fungi, Ascomycota, Sordariomycetes, Sordariales, Chaetomiaceae. The coding region runs from base 204 to 1799 and encodes 531 amino acids. The record is from RefSeq and is a predicted model, not a curated record. Gene Ontology annotation, biological process: protein sumoylation. Gene Ontology annotation, molecular function: zinc ion binding; SUMO ligase activity.
CGGAACAGGGGCGCCGAGGACCUGUAUUUUCUCGCCUCGUCGUCGGCCACGCAUCUCACACCUACCUCCGGAAGGCACCCGGGGCAGUUGCCGGGCCUCGCUCCUUCCCUCUCCCCGUAAUUGCACCCAAGUAUCAUUCCACAGUUUUAGGCACGCCGCCUUCUGCUGGGCCAGGUCCGGCCUACGCCCAGCCAAGGAAGGCCAUGGGCGACAAAUCGGCCGAGGUUCAAAGCCUCAUCCGAACCGUCCAGGUGCCUGCCAUCUCAAAGCCAGUCCUCCAGGCCAUCUGCGCCGUGAAUGGCAUUCCAAAGACGGGAAACAAAAGCGACCUUCAGAGACGCAUCAUUCAGCAGAUCGACGCGUGCAAUGAGAACCGGGACUGGGAGAGGCUCAACGAAAUACGCGAGAGCAUAGUGUCGCGUGCGCCGAUUUAUGUCACCCCGUCACUUGUCUCGCAGACGCAGGCGCAGUCGCAACCGCCGUCCCGGGCUCAACCACACUCCCAACCUCAGCCUCACCGGCCGCUACCAGCACCAGCCUCGCCCUACUACCAGGCCGCAGGCCCUCACACGCCGCCCAACUAUGCCAUGGCUUCACAUGGCCAGUCAGGCUACGGGGCGCUCAACGGGUUGCGGUCUCAAAACGCGCCCUUCCAAACGGCGCAAAACGGGCCGCGCCUCCCCGGUGGGCUGAACCCGCCGACCAUCGCCUACAAGCCCAGCCCCUUCUACGAGCUGAAGUACCAGGUCGGCAAUGUCAGGACUCUCAAGGUGAUGGCGGCGCACCGAAAUUCGGAGCGCAUCCCCGUCAGGGUCCAGGACCAUGCGGCGUUGCAGCUGUGUCUCGCCGACAAGACCAUGAGACUCAUGGUGUUCUGCGCUGCGGGCAACACGGGCGUGCAAGACGUCGCAUUUCCGUAUCAGUGCGAGCUGAAGGUGAACGGGGGGGAAAUCAAGGCGAAUCUGCGCGGCCUGAAGAACAAACCCGGGUCUACGAGACCGGUUGACAUCACGGACUCGCUGCGCCUGCGACCCCCCACGUACACCAACAACGUCGAGCUCACCUACGCGCUGACGCAGAAGAAAUUCUACCUGAGCCUGGUCGUCUGCAAGGCCGUUCCCAUCGAUGUUCUGGUCUCCCAGAUCCAAAAGAAGAUCCGCAAAGAGUCGGUCGUCGCCGAAAUCGCAAACAAGGCCAGCGAUCCCGACGUCGUCGCCACGUCGCAGAACCUGAGUCUCAAGUGUCCGCUCUCAUACAUGAGGCUCAAACUCCCGUGUCGUGCCGUCAGUUGCAACCAUAUUCAGUGUUUCGAUGCGACAUCCUACCUGCAAUUGCAGGAGCAGGGCCCGCAAUGGCUCUGUCCGAUCUGCAACAAGCCCGCGCCGUUCGAGCAAUUGGCCAUUGACGAGUAUGCGCGGGACAUCCUCGUCAGGACCCCCGAGUCUGUCGAGCAGGUCACGAUUGAGCCGGACGGCAAGUGGUCCGUGCCUGGCGCGAAGAAGGAGGCUACGCCAACGCAGGAGGCGAGCUGCGUGGACGACGAUGAUAUCGUGGUCUCGGAAAUUGCCAGAACGGGUGGGAGAACCACCACGACGCCGAGCCUGGCCACCGCGCCGACCACGCACCUGGCGACCCCAACGAGCGUCGCUUCUCGGGACACAUCUGCGGCGCCGAGGUCGUCGAGCAAGCGUCCGGCCGUCGAGGUUAUCGACCUGACGUUGUCGGACGAUGACGACGAGCCGCCGCGAGCCGUCAAGCGCGCGAACUACGGCGGUGGCUAUUCGACGGCUCCGUACUAGAGGUGCGGGACUCCCCAACGAACGCGGUUCUAGCGCACGCUGCUCUUUCGGCAUUGAACUUGUUGCCUCCGACUGAGGAAGAGAGUGUUUAUCAUGCUUGGUUCCUGCUCUGGGCCAUCGCGUUUCCGAGGAGUUUGCUCUUUUGGAGGUGAUAAAGCAUUGGCAGGCGUUGGGGGUGGGCGGCAUUGCGCAUAUGCUGUAUGUAAUCAUGGAUUCCCGGGUCUGUUGUCCGCGCAGUUCGUUUUGGUCGGCAGGUGGAGGAGCGGAUUGGGCUUCGCCGUGGCGAUGGUCGCCAGGGGCACUGAGGGUUAGAUACCACCAGGCUCUAGGGUGACACUCUGGUCACCAGAGGAGCGGCACUGACUAGGCCGGCAAUGCAGUGCCUUGCAUUUGUCAAAGGAGACUGUUGAACGUCCUCUGGUGCCCCGGGGUUGAUACCCGCGAAGCACGAACAUUC